This is a messenger RNA of Otolemur garnettii (small-eared galago), 4090 nucleotides long. RefSeq names its product PR/SET domain 15 (gene PRDM15). Gene Ontology annotation, biological process: regulation of transcription by RNA polymerase II; cell fate commitment. Gene Ontology annotation, molecular function: DNA-binding transcription factor activity; RNA polymerase II cis-regulatory region sequence-specific DNA binding; histone deacetylase binding. Gene Ontology annotation, cellular component: nucleus; cytoplasm. The record is from RefSeq and is a predicted model, not a curated record. NCBI's taxonomy places the organism in Eukaryota, Metazoa, Chordata, Mammalia, Primates, Galagidae. The transcript has 23 exons. Bases 112 to 3438 code for a protein of 1108 amino acids.
GGCAGAAGAUGGGAGUGAAGAGAUUAUGUUCAUCUUGGGGUGUCGCUCACAGGGUGUGAAGACUGCAGCCAGUACCACGACUCAGAAUGUCCCGAGCUGGGCCCAGUGGUCAUGGUCAAAGACUCCUUCGUGUUAAGCCGGGCGAGGUCAUCCCUUCCUCCGAAUUUGGAGAUCAGACGGCUAGAAGAUGGGGCAGAGGGAGUGUUUGCUGUCACUCAGCUUGUGAAGCGGACGCAGUUCGGUCCGUUCGAGUCCAGGAGGGUUGCUAAAUGGGAGAAGGAGUCCGCGUUCCCACUGAAGGUGUUCCAGAAGGACGGGCACCCCGUGUGUUUUGACACGUCCAACGAGGAUGACUGCAAUUGGAUGAUGCUGGUGCGGCCGGCGGCCGAGCCCGAGCACCAGAACCUGACGGCCUACCAGCAUGGCAGCGAUGUGUACUUCACCACCUCCAGGGACAUCCCCCCCGGCACCGAGCUGCGCGUCUGGUACGCGGCCUUUUAUGCCAAGAAAAUGGACAAGCCCAUGCUGAAGCAGGCCUGCUCCAGUGUCCAUGCUGCAGGCACCCAGGAUGGCAGCACCACCGUGGAGUCGGAGCCCAGCCAGUGGGCAUGCAAGGUGUGCUCUGCCGCCUUCUUGGAGCUGCAGCUGCUGAACGAGCAUCUCUUGGGUCACUUGGAACAAGCCAAGAGCCUUGCUCCCGGCAGCCAGAGCGAGGGGACGCUAGAGAAGGAGCCGGAGGCAUCCCGGGGGGAAGCCCCUGCAGUGCCCGGGAAUGGGAAUGUUGUGGCCACCAAAGAGCAGAAGAAAAAGCCUCGAAGGGGCAGAAAACCCAAAGCAUCCAAGUCCGAGCAACCUCUGGUCAUUGUUGAGGACAAGGAGCCCACAGAGCAAGUGGCAGAGAUCAUCACCGAGGUCCCCCCAGACGAGCCUGUGAGUGCAGCACCAGACGAGCGGAUAAUGGAGCUGGUUCUGGGGAAACUGGCCACUGGCACUGGGGAUGCCAACCCUGUGCCCAAGUUCGCCCAUCACCAGAAUAACACCAUCACCCUCAAAAGGAGCCUGAUCCUGUCCAGCAGACACAGCAUCCGGCGGAAGCUCAUCAAGCAGCUGGGGGAGCACAAGCGGGUUUACCAGUGCAGCAUCUGCAGCAAGGUCUUCCAGAACAGCAGCAACCUGAGCCGGCACGUGCGCUCCCAUGGCGACAAGCUGUUUAAGUGUGAGGAGUGUGCGAAGCUGUUCAGCCGCAAGGAGAGCCUCAAGCAGCACGUGUCCUACAAGCACAGCAGGACCGAGGUCGACGGUGAGUACAGACACCGCUGUGGGACCUGUGAAAAGACCUUUCGAAUCGAGAGUGCCCUGGAGUUUCACAACUGCAGGACAGAUGACAAGACGUUCCAAUGUGAGAUGUGUUUCAGAUUCUUCUCCACCAACAGCAACCUCUCCAAGCACAAGAAAAAGCAUGGGGACAAGAAGUUUGCCUGUGAAGUCUGCAACAAAAUGUUCUACCGCAAGGAUGUCAUGCUGGACCACCAGAGGAGGCACCUGGAAGGCGUGCGGCGAGUGAAGAGAGAGGACUUGGAGGCCGGUGGGGAGAACCUGGUCCGCUACAAGAAGGAACCUUCCGGAUGUCCAGUGUGUGGCAAGGUGUUCUCGUGCAGGAGCAACAUGAACAAGCAUCUGCUGACCCACGGCGACAAGAAGUACACCUGUGAGAUCUGCGGGCGCAAGUUCUUCCGCGUGGACGUGCUCAGGGACCACAUCCACGUCCACUUCAAGGACAUUGCGCUGAUGGACGACCACCAGAGGGAAGAAUUCAUUGGUAAGAUCGGGAUCUCCUCAGAGGAGAAUGAUGACAACUCUGACGCGAGCGCAGACGCGGAGCCUCACAAGUACAGCUGCAAAAGGUGCCAGCUGACCUUCGGCCGGGGGAAGGAGUACCUGAAGCACAUCAUGGAGGUGCACAAGGAGAAGGGCCAUGGCUGCAGCAUUUGCAACCGGCGUUUCGCGCUCAAGGCCACCUACCACGCCCACAUGGUCAUCCACCGGGAGAACCUGCCGGACCCCAAUGUGCAGAAGUACAUCCACCCCUGUGAGAUCUGCGGGCGGAUCUUCAACAGCAUUGGGAACCUGGAGCGCCACAAACUCAUCCACACGGGUGUGAAGAGCCAUGCGUGCGAGCAGUGUGGGAAGUCCUUCGCCAGGAAGGACAUGCUCAAGGAGCACAUGCGCGUGCAUGACAACAUCCGGGAGUACCUGUGCGCCGAGUGCGGGAAAGGCAUGAAGACCAAGCACGCGCUGCGCCACCACAUGAAGCUGCACAAGGGCAUCAAGGAGUACGAGUGCAAGGAGUGCCACCGCAAGUUCGCACAGAAGGUCAACAUGCUCAAGCACUACAAGCGGCACACAGGGAUUAAAGAUUUCAUGUGCGAGUUGUGUGGAAAGACCUUCAGCGAGAGGAACACGAUGGAGACGCACAAGCUCAUCCACACAGUGGGCAAGCAGUGGACAUGCUCCGUGUGUGACAAGAAGUACGUCACCGAGUACAUGCUGCAGAAGCACGUGCAGCUCACGCAUGACAAGGUAGAGGCACAGAGCUGCCAGCUGUGCGGGACCAAGGUGUCCACCAGGGCGUCCAUGAGCAGACACAUGCGGCGCAAGCACCCUGAGGUGCUUGCGGUGAGGAUCGACGACCUGGACCACCUCCCAGAGACCACCACCAUCGACGCCUCCUCCAUCGGCAUUGUCCAGCCAGAGCUAACUCUGGAGCAGGAGGACCUGGCCGAAGGGAAGCACAUGAAAGCUGCCAAGCGGAGUCACAAGAGAAAGCAGAAGCCUGGAGAGGAGGCAGGGGCUCCGGGACCCCAGGAGGCUCCCUUCAGCGAGUACGCUGAGAAGGAGACAGAAUUCACGGGCAGCGUGGGCGAUGAGACCAACUCCGCGGUGCAGAGCAUUCAGCAGGUGGUGGUGACCCUGGGUGACCCCAAUGUGACUGCCCCAUCGAGCUCAGUUGGCCUGACCAACAUCACAGUGACUCCCAUCACCACUACAGCUGGGACUCAGUUUACCAAUCUGCAGCCAGUUGCCGUGGGUCACCUUACCACCCCCGAGCGCCAGUUACAAUUGGACAAUUCCAUCCUGACUGUGACCUUUGACACCGUCAGUGGCUCCGCCAUGCUGCACAACCGCCAGAACGAUGUCCAGAUCCACCCCCAGCCAGAAGCCUCCAACCCACAGUCUGUGGCGCACUUCAUCAACCUGACCACCCUGGUCAACUCCAUCACACCACUGGGAAGCCAACUCAGUGACCAGCACCCGCUCACGUGGCGGGCGGUGCCCCAGACAGAUGUGCUGCCACCACCCCAGCCACAGACCCCUGCUCAGCAGCCAGCUGCACCCCAGGUGCCCGCAGAGCCCCAGCCACAAAUGUAUAGCUACUGAGCCACAGGCGACGCAGGUGACCCCAGAAAGGGGUCUUGGGGUUGUUAAAUUUGUUUGCUGGAUACCAAACAACAAAAAAGUCAUACAUUGCAAUAUAAGGAAGGUUGACUUAGCUUUUACAGAAUUGUCUCCAAAUCCCUCCAGCAACCAUUAUGGCCUGUCAACCUAACUUGAGAAGUAACCCAGUGGGCAAGAGUUCCAGAAAGGGUCAGGCUUUCACCACGCCUGGGCAGCAUAGAGCAUCUGGGCUGGGCUGCACCCACCUGCCCCACCAGGCUUCUGUGUCAGCAGCUUUAGGAACAUGAAGCUUAGAAGAAGGAUCCCAAGAGGCACGUGGUCAGUUACGAGGAGGGUAUUUGGCUCCCCUCUUUCCUGCUAGAGCUCAGUCACUGUAGUAAGCACAGGCACUGUUCAUAGGCAGCACACUGUGGGGACACCAUCCUUCCACUUUGGGAUUGUUUGGGCAGGUGAGGCAGGUAAAAGUUUGAGUAACAUUUAUUAUCUUCUUUGAAAUGUGAGUUGAGUGGCUCAGUCACUCACGCAGUGUUGGACUGAAGGGGGGUGUGAGAUGUGCCGUGGCAGCACAGAGCCUCCAGCCUUCAAGUUCAGCCCAGGUCAGGUGAGGUCGCUGACUGGCAUUGGAGCAUCUUAG